Molecule: messenger RNA, 1771 nt
Organism: Nerophis ophidion (straightnose pipefish)
Lineage: Eukaryota; Metazoa; Chordata; Actinopteri; Syngnathiformes; Syngnathidae
Exons: 2
Coding region: 149-1303 (384 amino acids)
Source: RefSeq, a predicted model, not a curated record
GAUAGUUUCUCGUGGCCACGAGAUAGUUUCUCGUGGCCACGAGAUAGUUUCUCGUGCGCACGAGAUAGUUUCUCGUGCGCACGAGAUAGUUUCUCGUGCGCACGAGAAAGCAUUGGAUGCGUGCGUGUGGUUUGAGGUGUGUGUUAAAAUGGCAGUUCAGGAGUUAAUUCGGCUGUAUUUCCAACUCGGACUUCAUUGUAAGGACAUUGCUGCUUUGCUUGCAAGUCGUCAUCGGUAUAUUGUGUCUGAAAGACAUUUAAAACGAAUUAUGAAGGCAUGUAGUCUGUUUCGGCGCAAAGGAUACACCUCUUUGGAUCGCGUGGUAGAUUUCAUUCAGCAGCAGUUACAAACAAGUGGCCUGCUGUGUGGAUAUAGGUGGAUGUACACUAAAUGCAAGGAGGAUGGAUUACACGUAAAGAAAGAAGAAGUACGCUUAAUUCUUAAAGAACUUGACCCGAGGGGUGUUGAACUCAGAGCAAGGAGACGGCUCCAUCGUCGCAACUAUUUCGCAAAAGGGCCCAAUUAUAUUUGGCACUUUGACUCUUAUGACAAACUGAAACCAUUUGGUAUCUGUAUAAACGGCUGUAUUGACGGAUUCUCCCGGAAAAUUAUCUGGAUGAAUGCAUUUACGACCAGCAGUGACCCAAAAAUCAUUGGAGGCUACUAUAUGGAGGCAGUGAAGAAAUUUGGUGGUUGUCCGAGGAUUGUCAGAGGCGAUCGGGGCACUGAAAAUGUUAAAGUCAGAGACCUUCAGCGUUUUCUCCGUCGCAACAUUGAUGACGGUUCUGGUAUUGACAGCUACAUCGAAGGGGCAAGCACAGCAAAUCAGCGCAUAGAGAGUUGGUGGGGUUUCCUCAGAAGAGAAUCAAUGGAGUUCUAUAUCUCUAUGUUCACUGACCUGAAGGACCGUGGUUUGUUCGGUGGCACAUACUUGGACCGAGGUCUAAUUCAGUUCUGCUUUAUGAGCUUCAUUCAGGAUGAAUUAGACGAGACCAUCAAUGUGUGGGAUGCACAUGUCAUCAGACCAUCAAAGAAUGACAGGGUGCCCAGUGGUCGCCCCCGAAUCAUGUACAUGUUCCCAGAACUCUACACAACUUGUGAUUGCAUUUCCCCAGUGGACAGAGCUGAUGUACAGUUGUGUCAGAGUAACUGCACAUUUCGACCAGCAGUGCCAUGUGACACAGACAUCUACAACAUCUGCAACAUUCUGAUGGCAGAGUCACAGCUGCAUCUUCCAGCUGAUGCUUAUCAGGCAUUGGAUUUGUACCUUCACUUGAGGAAUGAGAUAACAUCAACUCUCUAAUUUGAGAUGGAUUUUUAUUCAGAUUAUUCAGAGCUACAACAUGUCCACACUGACUACACUUGAACAGUGCUAUGCCACAAACAUUAAGAACAUUUUGCAGCAAAACUGAGGUGCAAAUAGGAUUGAUAUGUCACUAUAUGCACACUGACUGCAAAGAGAAACAAGGCAGGACAUGAAAGAGGAAAUGAACAGAACUGAACAACCAUUAGAAAUGUAUUGUACUUGCAUUGAACAUGAACUUGUUUGUUGAAUGAUGACAUAAAUUCUGAACAUUAUUCAGAAUAACAAUUGUAUAAAAGAUGCACAUGAAAAUGUAAUAAUUGUACAAAAAGGGACAUUUACCUAUGAGAACAGACCCUGCUGACUUAUCAAAAUUAUUAAACUGUCUUGUGGAAAAAAAACUGAAUCUCAAUGUACUAACAAUUUACAGAAAAAAAUAAGAAAAUAAAACAAUUUUAAAAAUGUAAA